Messenger RNA from Alternaria arborescens, 768 nucleotides. RefSeq lists its product as hypothetical. Lineage: Eukaryota; Fungi; Ascomycota; Dothideomycetes; Pleosporales; Pleosporaceae. The transcript has 2 exons. The record is from RefSeq and is a predicted model, not a curated record. Bases 1 to 768 code for a protein of 255 amino acids.
AUGGGUAUGGCGACUGGAUUUAAGAGUCCCGUUACGCUAGAAGAAUGCCCUCAUGGUGAGAAGCUGGUUGGAAGUUCGGCGGAUAGAGGCAUCGGCCUCAUCAGAAUCGGGCAUUCAGGCGACCCUACCUACGAGAAAGAGUCAUUCCGGUCAGUUCACAUAGCGCUGAUGGAAAGUGAGUGCGACGGAUUCAAGUGGCAAAAUUAUCGCACAUACGAUCUUGGACCUGAACAUCCCCUUGAGGUUUUCGAUUUGUUCAUCCAGUGGUUGUAUACUCGAAAAUACCAAGAAAAGGAAGGCCUUGCGUGGUCUCUCGACAAGUGCCCGACUUUGCUAUCCUCUUCUCUGGAGAUUGACGUUACACCUUACUUCCGAGUAGACUGGCCCGUCAAGGCAGCCAUUGCCAGCUGGGAACUUGGCGUCACCUUACGUGCAAAAGGCUUCCAGAACUAUGCCAUCAAGCGUCUCUUUGAAGCUUUCUCCAGACCCCUCUCUCAGCCGCUGACACCAGCACUGCUCGCUUAUGUCUUCGAACGUCACCAGGAGAGCUUUGCGGAAGGCUCAUCGCAGCUGCAACUACUUCUCCAGGAUGUUGUCGUUCGCAAUUGGGGAGACACUGCUAUCAUUGACCACACAGCCCAAGAACUAUGGUCAUUCUUCCUCGGCUUAUGCCCUAGCUUUCGCGAGGACUUCGUCUCCGCAACGAAGCACUCGCUGGAGAAAAGGCAGGAGGAGGAGCUGGACUGUGCGAAGUAUCUCAUUCAUUAG